Penicillium angulare is the source of this 5364-nucleotide messenger RNA. RefSeq lists its product as uncharacterized. Gene Ontology annotation, cellular component: transcription factor TFIIIC complex. The record is from RefSeq and is a predicted model, not a curated record. Gene Ontology annotation, biological process: transcription initiation at RNA polymerase III promoter; 5S class rRNA transcription by RNA polymerase III. NCBI's taxonomy places the organism in Eukaryota, Fungi, Ascomycota, Eurotiomycetes, Eurotiales, Aspergillaceae. Gene Ontology annotation, molecular function: DNA binding. The transcript has 3 exons. Bases 1 to 5364 code for a protein of 1787 amino acids.
AUGGCGCGUGGCCUGCAAGAGUUAAUCGACUUCUUGCUAAAUGAGGUCGCGCUUUGCGGCAGCCAAGGCGCGACCGUGUCAGAGGUCUUGACAUCUAUUGACUCAUUUUACCAAUCUUCCAAAGAUGCUGACCCUCAGAGACAUCAAAAUGUGGACUAUCGCUUUCAGUUCAAGGUCUGGUCAUGGCUAACACGCAACCCUGAGGUGUCAGUUGGCGAGAAUAAUGAGUUGAACCACCUCACUCUCGACCAGGUGAAAAGCCUCGACAAAGCUGGCGAUAAAGACGCAAAUGAAGCAAACCAAUCAACUGAAAACGAGCCAGAAGAAUCUACUCCAUCGACCGCCCGAGUUUAUGUUUCCAAAGAGAGAACUUGGUAUGCAGUCGCUGGCCACGAGCCCGAUGAGAACAAACUUCCGGCGUCUGAAUUUGCAUUGCUCUCCAUCAUUGCCAUCAGGAAAUCUAGUGGAAUCUCCCAGAUCGAGUUGAUUAGGCUGAGCGGUCAAGACAAGCGAUCAGUCCCUAAGAGAACGGACUCUUUAGCCACAAAAGGCUACGUCGAUAAGCGCGCUGUCCACGUAAGAGGUUCACGAACCAGCCUCCUGACCCAUCGUCAAUUCUUGAACACACCUACCACUGAGAAACCUGGGGGGCAGACGGCAGACGACAACCACAUGCUCGAUUUUCAUGAUUUCACCAACCGCUUGUUUGAUAUCCUAAGAACCAGUGAAAAUGGGAUCAUCGGUCGUAACGAUCUAAAGGAAACCUUGGGGUUCACCGAACUUUGGUACUCCAGAAUUCUCUCCCGAGCUAUUCGCAAAUGGGAACAAAUUGGAGUCCUCAGGCGAGUGACAGCUGAGUCGCAAUACAAGUCAAUGCAUAGCUGCGUUGAAUUGCUCAGGGACCCCACGGAGAAAGAUUUUGAUCGUUUCUACGAGUACAGCAAUGAAAGUAUUAGUAAGGGAGCAGAGAAUAUAGCAGAUCCUGAUGAUGAGAUGGAACUGGAGGCCGGGGAAAAAGAUAUCAAUAUGGGUGUGGUUCAAUCUGGGUGUAUCAUUCCGAGCUGGACUCCCGAUAGAAGUAUGUCGAAUCAAAUAUUCGAUGUCAUUGAUAAUGCUGGGACAGCUGGAAUCACCAACGAUAUGAUCAAUCGUAUUUGCUUUGGGCGCUUUUACAAGAGAUCAUCUGAGAGUCUGACCCAUCGUUUGACUGAUUGCUGGCAAGUUUCUCAGCCACCUCAUCUCCGCCAUUUAGCGCUCGUUCGGGAUUCUGGCGUACGCAAGACCAUCAUACACUAUGUGCAUUAUUCCGCAAGAAACUUUGGCAAGAAGGUCGAGCAGGGUGGCGCUUUCUGGGAAGCUGUUGAAUUUCCAGUCAAGAAUCAAAAAUCUUCUAAAGUCAAGAUUCCCCCUGUUCAUGCUUCAUUUCCAGUCGAUGAAUAUGGCUUCAUCUCCAACAGCGUGCCUCGAAAUCUAUUGAAGAAUGGAAAUGUUAGCUUGUUUGAAGGCAUAUCGAGCUGCAAGCCGCCCAACUAUAGCCUUACCCGCAAAGAUCCCAUGGGCGUCUACGGUGCGGAUGGCUCAUAUCGGAUUCAAGCCGGCAGCACCGUCCCCUUAGAAAGUUUGCCUCGUUCACCUCGACCAAACGGCAGUCGCAAAUUGGGCCGUCCAAGAAAAGACGCACAGGCUCCCACACCGAAGGGGCUCAAAAGAGAGACCUCUGAGCCCCCAGAAAUCAAUGAGAACAGCAUAAACGUGGACGUGACCCCACAGCGGCCAAAGCAAAACCAGACGAAGCAUGAAAAGUACAAGAACUUGCCCACGAAGGAAAGAUACGAAGCAAUGGGCUGGGAUGAGACGUGGACAGAAUACAACGCCCUAGUGAUGGAAAAACCGACGCCAGGCAUAUAUGUUACCCCCCACGGUAAACGUAGACCGGCAGGAAAGAAACAGGGUCGUCCAAAACUAAGUCGAAUCGCGGUCUUCAAAUCCUCAAAAUUGUCUUCUUUGCCUUGGUUUACCGAAGCAGACGAGGAUUCAGAUAAUACAGAUGCAUCCAAUGAAGCUACCACACAGCCCCCUACACUCCAAAUCGAAGAGUCUACACCAGAUCCCAUGGUAUCAAUUGUUCCUUCGUCGCCCGUGGAAGCUGUGAAUCCAACUCCAACACGUCCAACACAUCCAAGAAGAGGCAAGAGAGCUCAACCACCUGUAGAUUCUCAUAAUUUGACUGCAGAUCCUAUCAUUUCCAAUGGACCCAAGCGCUCCGAUGAAAGAUCUACGAAACGACCACGUGUUGAUGGCUCUAGAGACAAGAUGAAUAAAACUCCUCAGACAGCCCCAGGCUCAAAUCGAUCUCCGGCGCCAAGCGUUGAUGAAGCUGCAUCCGAUGCAACCCCAGCGAAGUACCGCAGAAACGGAUCAUUAACGGACACUGUUAAUGGGAAGGAGGCACAGCUUCAAACUCCGAGACAACAUCAAAAUGAGCCUCAAGAAGCCAUACCAAUCGAAGGCCCAUCACAGAAGUCGACCGAUAAAUCCAUGGGACCUCCGAAUAUAAGAACACCAAACCCGACAAUAACACCCGUCAGAAAAACACCCAACGCCGACAAAGAAUCCGCCAGAAAGCAUGCUUCGAGUGACCGAGGAGGUUCUAUUCCGUUUAUCAGAAGAAGGAUUAUCAUGGAUCUCGUGGAAAAGGCUGGUGGUGCAUAUCCCUCGGGUAUUGAGCUCUGGUAUGCAUUUGCAACUGAAUGGAUGAAAAUGAUGGGCAAAGAAAGGCCAGACAGACGAACUGUUAACGCGGCAGUCAAAUAUCUGGUCGAUGACGGUAAACUUCUUCAAUUCACCUUUAGUGGAAAGAACGACAAGGGCACCUUUGUCACAAAGACGAUUCUGAGGAAACCGGAUACCUCGCCUGAUGAGUCAUUCAUUAAGAAAAUGCAAUCGGAGCUCAUGCUUCAUGAUCGCGAUCCUAAAAAGUCGUUCUCACCGCACGUGGAGACGGAUCAAAAUGUUUCCAGGCAUAGUCAUGGGUAUAGCCGGUAUGGUGCCCACAAGGGUGCGCUGCCAACUGUAUCUACUGCCACCGUUCACAUACACUCAAUGCCUGCUUCAAUUCGCGCACAAGAAAAACGAAAGGAGCGAGUGCUUCAGAAAAUACUACUCAGAAAAUUGGCCCUGAACCAAGAUUCUGAAUCCGAUGAGGAUGAAGAUGAAGGCCAACAGAUGGGUGAAGCGAGAGAGGACCGACACAAGGACCAAGCAGCCCGACGAUUAAUGAGAAUCACUACUGCACCUGACCAGACAUCUGAGGCGGCGAAAACACACAUAUCUCGCCCGAAGUCGACAGCGGUUGGCGCAAGGAGACAGGAGAAGAAAACGCCGCCGCCGAGGAAGAUCGGAAAAGCCGUUGGCCGUCCUCGAAUGUUGCCCAUGAUUUCUAUACCCGAGGCAAUGGCGAUGGUGAUGAAUCCUGGUCAGAUAUUUCAUCCUGGAACGGGCACUUUUGCCACAGGAUCUAUCAAGCGCCGAGGCUAUCGAAGAGUUGGUCACUUUGCAGACACUUCAUCCCAUGUCAAUAUUGGAAAUCCUAUUCGUGAACUCACGGCACUCGCACGCCAGCCUGAUGAGCUGACAAACUCGACCGCCAAAAGCACCGCAUAUGCCCAAAGAUUUGCACAAGCCAAUGACUUGAUUAUGCAAUGGGAAUUGGAUCAUGAGGCAAUGCUUGAUUCAGUCGUUGAAGAACAUGCUUUCAUUGGGCAGAGCGUCCAAAAGAAUUUCCACGCGGAACCUAUUGAGGGCUCAAUUCGUUUUGCCAUCGACCAGCCAGAGCCAGACACGCCUGUCAAAAGAUCACCCAUGAGAACGCGUGGAAUGGAUGGCCGCAAGCCCAAUAAACGCCAACGCGCAACAAUGGAGGACCCAGAAGGCAAGGCAGUGGAACAGCGUCCUCGGCGCCGACUUAACCUCAAACCACUCCCAGAGGGUGUAAUUCGACGAUACAUGGUUGCUAUUGUUGCUGUCCGAACUUUAGCUGGUGGUCUUGAUGGAAAGAUUGUGGAUUGGGACCUUGUGACGCUUGCUUUCCCCAAUAGUGAUCCGGGCCACGUCGUCCAGUAUGGUAAAUCCAUACUAGCCAAAAGUCGGAUGGAACUUUACAAGAUGCAGCAUGAUUUCCAAGAGAGAUACCUCAAAGCGUACGACAAAGGUGAUGUGCCUCAGAUCGACUUUGCAGACCUACGAGAAUAUGAUUGGCCAGCUCUGGUUCAAUGGGCCAGCAUUGAGCUCGAGUUUUCUACAUCUGAAAAGGCUCCCACGCUUCCUGCAACCCGUGAACAGUUCGACAGCAUUUUUGAACUUCGUGAAGAUCCCGUGACUACUGAAGAGGAGCUACAUGCGCUAUCGGGUAACAUCACUGUUAUCAAUAGACGUCGCUUAAUGGGCCGUAUGCCAUUCGUCAUCGAGCAACCUCACGAAACUCCGCGCCCGCAAAGACCGGACCUUGUCCAACUUGAGAUGGCCAAAACAUGGGUUCGUGCCAAUGUCACUACACCAGAAGAUCGGUACAAUGCUGCUGCCGCCGCCCAAACGCUCAAGCCAUUCGGUGAUUCUCUUCUCUCGACCGCUGCUCAUUCUCUCGUAGCAGAACGGGUCAUCUGCGUCACGAACCGCGGCCGCGCUAUCCCGGGACGAAAUUACAUGAUGCAUGACGUCUUCCACCAGUCCAUCGAACGUCGUCGUGGUAUAGACGGUAAUCAGCUCGCCCGAGCCGCAGAGUUCAAGACUACAGUCCUUGAUCCUGCCCUCGAGAAAGAUGGCGUAUUCCGUAUCAGCUAUCACGCCAGUGACGGCGAUGCCCUUGUCAUCCAAGAACUUUUCGCUCAUGGCCAUCUCGACAUCAUCUCUCUUGACCCUCCACGGGAGAAAUUCGGCCUCAUGGAUGGUGGAUAUCUUACGCGGCAGAUGGACAAAUCCCGACUUCGAUUCGAGGUGGAGGUUCGCCCACGGUCGUCAUAUCAAUAUGGCAACCCGAUUCUCGACCUUGUAAAUCUUACCCCUGCCCCAAUACCCCCACCUUCAAGGCAUAUGCCGCUAUGGUUUGAUGUACAUGGCUGUUUGAUUCAUGAGUGGUGGAAGAAGUCCGUUGCCGCGGUACUUGGAUCUAUCAUUCUUCGACCUGAUGUUUCGGUGGAUAGCAUUGCUUCUAUGUGUAAGCCGAGCUUGAUGAAGUGGGAAAUUGAGCUUCUGCUCGAAGAUUGGCUUCUCAAGGUUGGGGUCGUGCGGAAGUCUGACAAUGUGCCGGCGAACUGGAGACUAGCGGAGUGGUGGUGGUUGGCUUUGAGCCAGUCAGAAGCUACUUGA